AUGGCUGGCCCGGGGCGCGCACGCGGGGGCCGCCCGCGGCCGGCGCUGCUGCUGCUGCUGCUGCAUCUGUGGUGGCCCCCGGUCGCCGGCGCUGCGGGCGCGCGCUGGAGCGGGCCGGGCACCACCCCGCACCUGCAGAGCAUCUUCCUGGGCCGCUGCGCCGAGCAGAUCGUGCUGCAGAACCCGGAGCUGCGGGACAAGAACUGCACAGCCAUCUGGGAAGCCUUUAAAGUGGUGCUGGAUAAGGAUCCCUGUUCUGUGCGCCCCUCGGAUUAUGACCUUUUUAUUAACCUCUCCAGACACUCCAUUCCCAGAGACAAGUCCCUGUUCUGGGAAAACAACCACCUCCUCGUCACCAGCUAUGCAGAGAACGGCCACCGCGUUGUGCCGCUCUGCAACGUUCUGUACGGCAGGCUCGGAGAUUUCUUGACCUGGUGUCGACAGACAAACGCCUCAGGACUCGACUACCAAUCCUGUCCAACAUCAGAAGAUUGUGAAAACAACCCUGUGGAUUCUUUCUGGAGAAGCGCAUCCAUCCAGUAUGCAAGAGAUAGUUCUGGGGUGAUCAACAUCAUGCUAAAUGGCUCAGAGCCAGCAGGAGCCUAUCCUGUAAAAGGUUUUUUUGCAGAUUUUGAAAUUCCCUACCUACAGAAGGAUAAAAUCACACGAAUUGAGAUCUGGGUGAUGCAUGAAAUCAGAGGACCCAAGGUGGAAUCCUGUGGAGAAGGCAGCGUGAAGCUCCUGGAAGACAGGCUGGACAAGAUGGGUUUCCAGUACAGCUGUAUCAAUGACUACCUACCAGUGAAGCUCCUACAGUGUCUGGAACACAGCACUCAUCCUGACUGUGCCUUAAGUUCGGCAGCAGCAUCUACUCAAAGGGAAGCCUUUUUUGCAGAACAAGGUGCCUACUUCAUCUUUCCUCUCUUAGCAGCUUUCACUUCAGUUGCUCAGAUGUAACUAGAAACUCAGUUUUGCUGCCCUAAGUGGCCCGCAGACCUGCCCUUGCCCAGUCAUCCUUGUUCUGUAUACACCAAGUGGUUCCGUUGUCUAAAGAAGCUUCCUGCUGGGAGAGCAAUGUUCUGAAAUGAUUGUGAGUGAUAUACAGGAUUUCGGCAAUAUCUAGUUCUAUUUAGCUGGUUAAAAGCAACUGCAUUAGAGCAAAGUUAGUUAUUAUUUUCUUGUUUUCAUAAUACAACGCACCGAGACACAGACUUUUACGUAAGCAAACAUUUUAAGAAAAUUUUAGUACAACUGUGUAUAUAUUUUCAUAUAUUCUUAUACCACCAGCAGGGCAUACUGCCUGUUUGUUGAAUCUUCAUAUUCAAAGAUGUUUGGCAGGCAAAGAGCUAUGUAUGAAGAUGUCCAUUUAAUGGUUAUUUAUAAUGAGGGGGAACUAAAAAUUCUAAUAAUAGGGAACUCUUUGCAUAUGGUUUAGUAUAUCUGUAGGAUGGGAUAUCAUUCAAAUAGGAAAAGUCAUGCUUAUCAGUCCAGCUGUCCUUCAUCCAGUGAAUGGAGGUGCUAACCUUGUACAGUGGAAUACUACACAGCAAUAAAAAGUGACCAGCUAUGGAUAAAUGAAGCUGUGUGAGUCAGUCUCAAUUGCAUUGUGCCAAGUGAAAGAAGCCAGACCAAAAGGCUACGUACUAUAUAAUUCUAUUUACAGGACAUUCUGAAAAAAGCAAAAUUAUAGGAAUGGAGUACUUUUCAGCCUCAGCGUUAAGACAGGAGAAGGCAGUAACUAAAAAGGAGCCCUGCAGGGGCUUUCAUGGGCGUGACAGAUGGUUCUGGGUCUUGCCUGUGGUGGUGGUAACAGGAAUCUAUGUGUUUGUCAACUCUCCUUCCAGUUUUUUUCAGAAUUGCCUGCAAAGGAGUCAUUUCAUUGUAUAUAAACUAUUUUCAAAGAACAUUUCAUGCCAUAUAAAAAAUGUCAAUGAUAAGUAUAAGACGUAGGGCAUAAAAUUGUUUCUCAUAUGAUCCAUUUGUCAAAUAAAAUACAAAUGUAACACA
Messenger RNA from Dama dama (fallow deer), 2007 nucleotides. RefSeq names its product bone marrow stromal cell antigen 1 (gene BST1). Bases 1 to 957 code for a protein of 318 amino acids. Gene Ontology annotation, biological process: positive regulation of B cell proliferation. Gene Ontology annotation, cellular component: plasma membrane. The record is from RefSeq and is a predicted model, not a curated record. The transcript has 9 exons. Gene Ontology annotation, molecular function: phosphorus-oxygen lyase activity; NAD+ nucleosidase activity. NCBI's taxonomy places the organism in Eukaryota, Metazoa, Chordata, Mammalia, Artiodactyla, Cervidae.